AUGAUUCACAUUCCGCCGCCGCCGGCACCGCAUUGUGCGCCGCCCCUGCCGGCGAAUUCAGCAGAAUCGUUUCGCUCAGCGGCUGCUGCAGCCCCCAGUGGGGGUGCUGGCGCCGCACCAGCGGCUGACGCUGCUGGCCCUCCCGCGGCCACUGCCACUGGCAGUGCUGGUUGGAUGGUGAAAUUUGAGCCCCAGUCAGACGCCAACGGGAAGACCAUUGAGGACGCGGCGCCGCAAUGUCACGCCGCCGCGGCAUUGCAGCAGCAGCAGACACCUCAAGCAGAUGCAUUUAAAUGGAAGAAGACGUCGCACAAGCGAAUAGCGGGUCAGCCUGUGAAGAGGCUCUACUUUGUUUGCUCAUCCAAAUACGUCACGGGCUGCCCGGCAAAAAAAGUUGAGGAUCGAGUGGCCGGCGAGGCUCGUCACCCGUGCCGCCCAAAGCUGAAAGGCGCCGUCGCAAAAGCUGCAGCCAUUUCAAAAGCUGCAGCCACUGCGAGAGCUCCUGCUACAGCCAGUGCCACAUUAUCUACAGUUCCUAGCAAUCCCACGGCUACAGCCAAAGUAGCUGUGGCUGUAGCAGGACGGGCAGAAGAAGACGACACAGGGUCGGACAAGACGGAGAUGCGUGUGGUGGUGCGGGUGGCAUAUUUUGGCGCACACAACCACCCGCCGCCGCCCGCUCCAGUAGCUCCCAAGGCUCAUGCCGUCACCUGCCUUCCCAUGUCAGCGUCCCUCUCUGCUGAUACAGCCUUUCCUUCUGCUACAGCCUUAGCCUCUGCUACAGCAUUAGUGCCUACGACCCCUUUUGCCCCUGCUACAACCUUCACCUCUGCUACAACCUUUCCUUCUGCUACAGCCUUUGCCUCCACUACAGCCUCUGCCCUGGCUACAACCUUUACGACUCCUACAACCUUUUCUUCUGCUACAACCUUUUCUUCUGCUACAACCUUUUCUUCUGCUACAACCUUUUCUUCUGCUACAACCUUUUCUUCUGCUACAACCCUUUCUUCUGCUACAACCUUAUCUGCUGCUGCAGCUUUCUCCUCUGAUACAGCCUGCACUCUCAGUACAAGCACCCUCCUUGCAACGACCGGCCUGUCAGGUACCCCCAACGCAGCAGCAGAGCAGACAGCCCUCAGAUCAGCCCACACUCCUUCUCCGCCCUCCCUCUCCACACACCUCCCGUCAUCAACCCAUAAUCCUUUCUCGCCUUCCCUCUCGACGCUUGGACAGUCAAUCCCUGCAAACACUUACGCCAACGCAGCCGCAGAGCAGACAUCCCGCAGAUCAACCCAUACUCCUCCUCCCUCCCUCACUGCACCACAACUCCCCACAACUCAUCAUCCUUACUUGCCUUCCCCUUCGGCACAUGCUCAAGCAUCUUCCGCAGGUCUUUUUUCGGCCAAUGCUGUAAGCUUCCCGUUCAGCCGCCCCCCACAGGCACUGUUAAGCCAGGUGGUGCAAUCGCAUGAAGCUCCCGCUGCUACAUCAGAUGCGUUUGUCCCUGGGUCUCUUGCUCCUCCUGCUGCUAGGCCUCUUGCUUCUCCUGCCACAAGGCCUCUUGCUCCUUCUAUGAGGUCUCUUGCUCCUGCUACAGUUCCCGCUCCUGCGCAAAUGUAUCCUGCUCCUGCUAUGCUGCUUCCUGUUUCUGCUACAGUUUCUUCUCCUGCUAUAACGCCCUCUGCUUCUACCACAGUGCCUCCUGUUCCUGCUACGGCUCGCUCAGCAGCAGUCAAGCCUCCUUCCCCUCGCUCCAUCACCCCCCUCCUCUCCCUCCUCUCCCCACACGUUUCUCCACCACUCGUCCACCUUUUCUUCCUCCUCUCCCGCCUUUGCAUUCGUCAGGCAUCACCAGCAGCAACAUCAGGUAUUUUUCCAUGGCCCAUAUGCCAGCGAGAGCUGUACCUGCAGCAGAGGCAGUAG
Messenger RNA from Closterium sp. Naga37s-1, 1923 nucleotides. NCBI's taxonomy places the organism in Eukaryota, Viridiplantae, Streptophyta, Zygnematophyceae, Desmidiales, Closteriaceae. The record is from the annotation of a GenBank genome assembly.